AUGAGAGGGAGGGGAGCGGAGGAGUGGGCGAGGGGUUGGUUACGCAACUGUGAGAGGGAGCGGUUACGGGCAAUCCAAAAAGAAGAAGAAGAAGAAGACGAAGGAGUGGUUGAAAAUUGGGAGGAGGUGAAACUAUUACAAAGAAAAAAGCAUUUAAUUGAUUAG
Dovyalis caffra is the source of this 165-nucleotide messenger RNA. The record is from the annotation of a GenBank genome assembly. Lineage: Eukaryota; Viridiplantae; Streptophyta; Magnoliopsida; Malpighiales; Salicaceae.